Messenger RNA from Ambispora leptoticha, 449 nucleotides. Lineage: Eukaryota; Fungi; Glomeromycota; Glomeromycetes; Archaeosporales; Ambisporaceae. The record is from the annotation of a GenBank genome assembly.
ACGAAGAUACAUUGAAAGUGGUGAAGGUAGAGUUACUCGUAUCGCACAUUCACGAGAAUAUUGAAAAUAUGCGAAUCACAUGGGAGCGAUGUCAUGCGUUAUAUUUCAAAGAAAUGGCUCUAGGCAUGAGCCGGCUAAAUGCCGAACCUAAACCCGCAAUAGCCUCGUGGAACAUGCAAAUCAAGUUGCAUAUUUACAACGAUCAACCAAUCAAGAUUGUUUCUAUUUCUGGGAUAAUCGUUGCACGAUCUAUUCCGGGGUUAAAUCUAUUUCGGGAUGACUAUUUUAGGUGUAUAGUUUAUUUUUCCAGUAUACGACAGUCGAUCAUGUGCCCGAUAGAUAAUGGUAACGAUUAUCUGAAAAAUUUAGCCAGAGGCUGGGGUGAAUGCCUAACGCACAAAGUAUAUAAUAUUUCAGCCACCAGAGCUACUUUUAUUGAUACGAAAUAA